Anthostomella pinea is the source of this 1743-nucleotide messenger RNA. Lineage: Eukaryota; Fungi; Ascomycota; Sordariomycetes; Xylariales; Xylariaceae. The record is from the annotation of a GenBank genome assembly.
AUGUCUCGACGCCCGCCGAAUCCUGCUGCCGAGAGAGCAGCCCAGAAUCAGCAAACACUCAAGAGUCUCGUCAAACUGGAGUCGAACAAAGUAUGCGCCGACUGCAAGAGGAACAAACAUCCGCGAUGGGCUAGCUGGAACUUGGGCGUCUUCAUCUGCAUUCGCUGCUCGGGCAUUCACCGAGGCAUGGGCACACACAUAUCGAAAGUGAAGUCGGUCGAUCUUGAUUCAUGGACAGACGAACAGCUACAGAGCGUCCUGAACUGGGGCAAUGCGCGCGCGAACAAGUACUGGGAAUCCAAACUGGCCGCCGGCCAUGCGCCGUCAGAGGCCAAGAUCGAGAACUUCAUCAGAACAAAGUACGAACUGAAGCGUUGGGUAAUGGAGGGACCGAUGCCGAACCCCGCGAGCUUGGACGUCGAAGGUGAUGACGAAAUUCCCUUGAGCAUCGUCAAGGAGAAACAGAACCUCGACAGGAAGGAGUCAGUUCGGAGAAACCCUAGUAGCCAGAGUGCAACCCCGAGGAGUGCCGUCGCUCCACCACCCCAGAUGGAUCUUAUCGGCGGCGAUGAUAUUCCACCGAGAGCCAGCACCGCCCGUCCGUCUUCCACCCAGCCUCCUCCCAAGUCUGCGCCAGCGCCACCUAAAGCAGUGAACAAGGACUCUCUCUUGGGAUUGGAUUUCCUCGGCGAAGCCGCUGCUGCCCCUCCGCGACCUGCUAGCACUACUGGUACCGCCGGUGGUAUGGGGGGUCAGUCAAGACCUGAUCUCAAGCAGUCCAUUCUAUCUCUCUACGCCUCUGCACCCCGGCCUCAACAGCAGCCUCAACAGUCGGGCCAUGCUUCCACAGGGUCCUUUAGCGGUUUCGGGGGAAUGCAAUCCCCUCCUAUGCAGUCCCCUACCAUGGGACACCAGUCUAAGAACUCUACUAGUGGGUUCAACGAUGCCUUUGCAGGUUUGAGCUUUGGCAAUUCGGCAACGCCAAAAAGCCCUCAAAACGAUGCUUUUGCAGGCCUCUCGAGCAUGUCCAGCAACCGAUCUACGCCCCAGCCUGCCGCCUCUGCCUUCUCAAGUUUGAGUGGUGGUGGCUUCUUCGAUCCCAAGCCUGCCCAACCGCCACCUCAACCUCAGCCACCUCAACCUCAGCAGAAACCUGCAAUGACCACAUCUGACAGUUUCAGUGCAUUCGCCUCGUCCACAACAUCGCCGAAACCAGUACAAUCAUCCUCGUCUGGGUUGGGCGACCUGUUUGACUGGUCGAGCCCUGCUCCCCAACGAGCUGCCGUGGCCCCAGCACCCCCCAAACCAGCUCCAGCACCAGCAACUGACUCUGUCUUCAACCUCUCCGCACCCCAGUCAAAGCCUGCUCCUUCGGCUGCGCCAGCGCCAAGUCCGAUGGCAUCAAUGAACGCCCCUGAGUUCAGCAACUCGGAUGUUUGGGGCAACGCUUGGGGUAACCCAGAGCCUGCUGCCCCCGCAGCUCCCGCUGUAUCGAAGCCUUCUAUGGCUAGCAGCAGCAACAACGAUUUUGGCGGUGGGUGGGGUAGUAGCGGUGGCUCCUUCGCCAGCCAGAGUAUAGUACCAGGCGCUUCCGGCGGAUUUGCCCCUACGCCAAAGGUAGCCGCUGAUGAGGAAUUUGGUGGGUGGACGAGCAGCACGGGCGAAAACACGAAGGGCAAUAGAGCCGCGAAGCCGUCAGGUGGUUUUGGCAAUGAUGAUCUAUUCUCCAAUGUCUGGGAGUAG